AUGGCGCUGGGUUUUAUCCCUUGCCUCCUGGAGAUGGCUGCUGUAUGCAGCGUCCAGCUCCGUUAUUCUGGCACUCAGUCUUUUGUUCUCGGCAAGUUGAGCCUGGUUUGCCUCCUCCAAGACCUUGUAGCUUCUGGUCAGUUUGACGGAUGUGGCUAUCCGGUCUUCGUCUGCCUUCUUCGAUUGCGCUAUGGCAGUGUCCCAGCCCGCUCUGGCGGCCACGAGAUCUACCUGGAGGUCCUGACAUCGACCGCUCUCCCGCCGCAGGGAAUCGUUCGUAUCGAACAGCUGAUUCUCGGCAUUCCGUAGCUGAUUUUCUAGUGAAUUGGAAUAGCUGCGGGAGGCUUCGAGCUCCGUCUGUAAGCGCCCUGAUUCGGAUGAUACAGCCUCAUUGCGCUUGGAAAGAGCCCUGCUCGAGUCCUGCUCUUUUUCCAGCUGGGCUUUCAAUGACACGAUUUCUUUUACGUGCUCGUGCUCCAGAAUGAGGCAUUGACAGAUUUCAGCUUUUGCCUCUUUAUUUUGCUGGGAUUUGCUCAACUCAUCUUGCUGGGAGUCGCUCCCCCCUCCUUCAAGGGCAUCGUUCAACUCAGUGAUGAAAUCGCCCAUUUCUCGGCGACAUGCUUGUAUUUGCUGGUAU
Messenger RNA from Periconia digitata, 637 nucleotides. The record is from the annotation of a GenBank genome assembly. NCBI's taxonomy places the organism in Eukaryota, Fungi, Ascomycota, Dothideomycetes, Pleosporales, Periconiaceae.